Molecule: messenger RNA, 306 nt
Organism: Knipowitschia caucasica
Lineage: Eukaryota; Metazoa; Chordata; Actinopteri; Gobiiformes; Gobiidae
Source: the annotation of a GenBank genome assembly
AUGGCGGCGCCCUUGUCCAUACAGCUGGAGUUUGGGGGCGGUGCAGAGCUGCUGUUUGAUGGAGUAAAGAGACACCACGUGACUCUUCCAGUACGACCUAAACCUUGGGAUGUGCAGCAGCUGCUCCUCUGGAUCCAGAUGAACCUUCUGAAGGAGCGACCCGAGCUCUUUGUCCAGGGAGACUCUGUGAGACCAGGCAUUCUGGUGCUCAUCAAUGAUGCAGACUGGGAGCUAAUGGGGGAGCUAAAGUAUGAGCUGCAAGACCAGGACAAUGUGGUGUUCAUUUCCACUCUUCAUGGAGGAUAA